CGCAGGUUAGGAGGUGAAAUUCAGUGAAAAAGAUCCGGGCCCGAUGACCAAGGCAUAGCACCGUGCCUUGAUGGAAAUUUUGAGAAGUUUACGUACUCGUGCACGCAACGAUCGCAGAAGAAAACAUAUUUGAGAUUCAACUAUGGAGAGUGCAGCCGUAUCAAUUUUGAUGAGAGCCGUCGAAAUGGAUACCAAAGAAAGAUACACGAUGGCACUGGUUUUGUAUCAAGAAGGUCUCCAGAUACUCAUGGAUUUGAUAAAAGAGACCAAAGACGCGACAAAGAAGAAACAUUUCAAAGGGAAAGCAGCUGAAUAUAUGGACAGAGCCGAAACCAUAAAGGAACUUAUCAAGGAGCAAAAAUCCGCGGGAAGGUAUAGAGAACAGACGAAAAUUGAGGCAGGCUCCACCGGCCACGGAUACGCCACCGUUUUCGGAAGGUUUUUAGACGCUUCGGUAACUUACAUACACAUCGAAGAUCCCUACAUAAGGAGUUUUCAUCAGUGUCAAAACUUGUUGCGGCUCUGCGAACUUGGGAUUCAAAAGUGCCAUUCGUUGGCACAUGUGACGCUGGUAACCACCCAAGAUUCAGAUCAUCGGAAUGAACAAACAGCACGACUACAGGAAUUGAAGCUAAGCCUUGGAUUGCGGCAAAUAUCAUUUGAAUUCACGUUCUCGUCGACGCUACAUGAUCGGCAAGUUCGGUUGAACAAUGGCUGGGUAAUAAAAAUUGGACGAGGUUUAGACUACUUCAAAGCUUCUGCUGGAAAAAUGACGCUUGGAGCCUGUGACAUGGAGUUGAGGCCGUGUUUGGAAACGAGCGUCGACAUCUUUCACGCUUCUCAACUCGUCGGUAAAAAUGAUACGUAACGACAUA
Messenger RNA from Diprion similis, 875 nucleotides. Its product is annotated as MIT domain-containing protein 1-like. Bases 143 to 868 code for a protein of 241 amino acids. The record is from RefSeq and is a predicted model, not a curated record. NCBI's taxonomy places the organism in Eukaryota, Metazoa, Arthropoda, Insecta, Hymenoptera, Diprionidae. The transcript has 5 exons.